Trypanosoma cruzi is the source of this 688-nucleotide messenger RNA. RefSeq lists its product as uncharacterized. The annotation marks the transcript as partial. NCBI's taxonomy places the organism in Eukaryota, Euglenozoa, Kinetoplastea, Trypanosomatida, Trypanosomatidae. The record is from RefSeq and is a predicted model, not a curated record. The transcript has a single exon.
GAAGGAACUGAGCGAGUUGCCGGCCCCGCUUAUGGCAUCCCUUAUCGGAUGCUUGGUAAAAGCAGGAAGAGCUUCUUCGCCUCUCUUUACCGCGUGCGGUGAACGCAUAAUAGCUAUCGGCAACACAUUUGAUCCCACAUCUAUUGCAAAGACAUGUGACGCAUUUUACCGUGCAAAUGUUUUGACAGAGGAGGUGUUUGGCGCACUUGCGGAGCGAGCUUGCAAAGUCGCAGCUGACUUCCGAGCGGACGAGAUUAAUCUCACAUUGAAUGCUCUUGGGUCGUUUGAUCUUUUUGAUGGUGAGCUGUUUCCGUUGCUUGCGUCUCGCUUUGUGUCCAUUGUGAAACAGGGCGGGUAUGUCAGUCCUGUUGACGCCGCUGGAGUACUUGCUAGCUUCGCUGCUGUACAGGAAAGAAGCGAUGAGCUUGUUCACAUCUGCACGCAGCUAUUGGCUGCCCACUGCGAUGCUCUUGACGGGGCAACCUUGGUGCAGAGUCUUUGGGCCUGCACUGUGCUCAACGUGCGGAAUGAAGCCCAGCAGUCCCUGAUGGAGUACGCCAAGGGCGAUGCGUCAAGGAUCCCCAGCGAGGAAGCGGCAGCGAGGCAGUCGAGGCAGGCUCUUGAGCGUCUUCAAUACGUAAAGAAGGCCUAUGGCUUGGCUGGGCCGCAGCCGCAGGGGUCUUUGUAA